UCUGUUGAGUUGUUUGCGGAUGUUGAUGUCUCUGUCCUCGAUGAACUGCUGGAGACACUCAAAAAAUAUCGUUUGAGGUCCAAACUGGAUAUUGAGAACGUUGCAGAGGAGUUCUCGUGUUGGCAGCGUUAUGGUAGGAAUCUAUCUGAAUCGUCUUCUGUUGGUUGGGGAGGUGGUGUUGAUCGUGCUGGUGAAUCUACAGCUAGUGGUAAUAAGUAUGGAUGGCAAUGGUACGAGGAUCCUAGGUUGGACUGUCUCAGCUACAGAAGCAUUUUUCCUUCUGAUGCAACCCCGCCAUUAGUUGAGGCAGAUAAAAAAACAGAUGAAAGCAAUUACCUUUUGUGGAGAUUAGAGCAUGGAGUUGCCGAAGGGUCAGCUGAAAUACCUAAAGGUGAAGCAAUCCCGCUUGAAUAUAAUUUUGUUGGUCUUAAUGCGAUAAGCUUUGACAAAGGCUGCUAUGUUGGUCAAGAGCUUAUAGCUCGUACGCACCACCGUGGUGUCAUCCGCAAACGCCUAGUCCCGUUACGGUUCAUUGAUAGCAAUGGAAAAGAGGUAAACCAGAAGAUUGCAGCUGGAGCUGAAGUGGUUGAAUCAGGAACCGGCAAAAAGAUAGGGGCAAUUUCGACAGCUUUGGGUAGCCGAGGAAUGGGAGUGAUGAGAGUAGAGGAAGGCUUUAAAGCAUCCACUGAAUUGAUAGUAAACGGGUCAGAGGACGUAAAGGUCGAGGUAAUUAGACCGACGUGGUGGCCAGUUGAGUGGUUUCAGCAGGAUCAGUCGGGGGUAAAAUAAAUCUUUUAACAAAAUCUUGUGGUUUUUUACAUACUUUGCUGGCGAGAGAAGCUGUCUUUAUUUGUUAGUGGGAGGCAUCAAGCAAGUUUAGUACCUUUGUGUUGUAUUCUACUGUUUAACACAUAGUAAAGGUUGAAACUUUCCGGGCGAGUUUUUGUCGCCGUGUUA
This is a messenger RNA of Brassica napus (rape), 957 nucleotides long. Its product is annotated as putative transferase At4g12130, mitochondrial. The annotation marks the transcript as partial. Gene Ontology annotation, cellular component: mitochondrial matrix. Gene Ontology annotation, molecular function: protein binding. The record is from RefSeq and is a predicted model, not a curated record. The transcript is spliced from 5 exons. NCBI's taxonomy places the organism in Eukaryota, Viridiplantae, Streptophyta, Magnoliopsida, Brassicales, Brassicaceae.